This is a messenger RNA of Mollisia scopiformis, 924 nucleotides long. RefSeq lists its product as uncharacterized. The transcript has 2 exons. Lineage: Eukaryota; Fungi; Ascomycota; Leotiomycetes; Helotiales; Mollisiaceae. The record is from RefSeq and is a predicted model, not a curated record. Bases 225 to 842 code for a protein of 205 amino acids. Gene Ontology annotation, cellular component: membrane.
CCUCAAACGCUGAGAGAAUUGCGACCCAAUCAGUUCUUCACUUCUUACUUUCAACUAUGGUGUCCUUCGGAGACGUCAUGAAAAGCGGCGUCACCUAUCUUGCAGGAACAGCAACCCUCGCAAAAGACUUCGCAAACGACAACGUCGCGCCCCUCAUUGGCGAUGCUGUUACCAACAUCAAAGACUUUCAUCGAGAGAAAUUCACACCAGCUCUCAGUCAUAUCAUGGACAAAACAAAGAAAGUCCUUGAUCAGUUCGGAGAAGAACAUCUGGGUCCGGCUCUCCUUCUGACCGGCGACGCCUUGACAGAAUUCCAGACGAAACAUCUUGGUCCUGCCGUUAGUGUCUCAAUCGCCACUUUGAACCAGUUUGGCGAAAAGGAAAUCAUCCCAGGCCUCUACGUCACGAGCACAAGCUUGAAGGACUUCCGCGAAAACAAGUUCAGUCCGGCCCUCGCUACCUUGUCUGAUUUCGGUCGUGAGAAGCUUGUUCCUAAGCUAGAUGAAGCCGGCCAAUGGAUCCAAGCUCAUCCUGGAGGAACUGCCGUGAUCGCUGGUGCGGGUUUGAUCACUAUGUAUCCUGGCCUUGUCACUACCCCUGCUUUCUGGAUCCUUGGAUUUGGCAGUGAAGGUGUUGGAGCUGGCACCGCUGCCUCUCUCGCACAUUCCUCCAUCGGUGACGUGGCUGCUGGAAGUGUUUUCGCCACUCUACAAAGUGCUGGGGCAGCAGGAUACGGUGUGGCUAUCGUUGAUGGGAUUGCAAGUGCUGGAGCGCUUACUGUUGGAAGCUUGAAGAUCUUUGAUGCUCUAAAUAGUGGUAAACCUUUGAAGGCCAAGCUCUAAAGGACAACGAGAAUCUGGAGGUACAGGGUACAGGGUACUUGGUUGAGGUUGUGUUAGACCGCAACUCAAAAGAAUAAGAAGC